AUGAGAGGAGUGGGAAGUUUGAGGAAGGAACAGGAGAAGGCAGCAUUGGACAUUGAGAAUGAGGGAAGCUUAGAUUUCAACAUAGAUCAGAUACUGGACAUGUUUGAAGAUAUACAAACAGAACUCAGACAAGAAGAAUUGCGCAUGUUAGAGGAGUAUUCAAAUUAUGAACAAAGUUUACUGCUGGAAGAAAAGUCAUUGUGUUCCGCCAUUGAUAAACUCUCCACCAUAGAAGUCAUAUGUCCCAUGUGUAAAAAAAACACUCUGCUUACCAAUAAAUCUGUGAUAUUUUGCCGUUGUGGUCUUCGAAUCAAUACUGAGCAAGAUUGUCUGACUCUGACUAAUGUGAAACAGAUGUUGGACACCGGCUUGGAACAACAUGGAGAAAAAUGUGACUGUGAACCUGUAUAUACUGUGAUGUCAGAAACUGGAACCAGCAACCUUUUAAUGACCUGUCCUGACUGUGAUUGGAUGUCGGUUGUGAUAUAGAAGCGGUUGUCCCCUGCAUUAUUGCAUGUCUCGUUGUGUUCAUUAUGCACCAAGCAAGAGACUCUCACAUUUGUGAUAUUUAUGCUCUCUAUAAUUUGUUUCUUACUGGACUCCAUACAAAUAUAAACUUGUUCAUCAUCAUUACAUGGAUUUUUUUUUUUGGUUUUCAAGUGUUAUUUAGGAUGUUAAGAUACAGUAGAAGAAUAUUAUUGAAGAAGUUAUACCAGUUCAGUUCAAGUUAAGAAACAAAAAGGACACUAGUUUGAUACAGCUGCAGUAGAUAACAGUUUGUUUAUCCAGAAUAAAGGAAGGUUGUGUUGUAAUAUUUUUUAUGAUACUGUAUUUAAAGGGAAGUUUGGGUAAUUUUUCAAGAAAUAAAUUCAUGCGUAUCUCAAACAUCAUUUGACAUGAUCAAACCUCACAGGAUUGUUACUCAACAUAUAAAAAUAUACAUUCAGUGAGGAGUGAGGACACCAGUGUCUUUGGACACGCAGAUAGUUUCUUUCUUCUUUUUUGCUGUAUAUGAAUAAACAUUCACUGAAAUAUACAUAAUCUAGUACACAAUAAACAGUGCAACAAGAUGUAGCAGAGUAUGUGUACCAAAACAGAACAAGUAUAAUUUCUAUAGUAAAUUGAUCAUAUAUAAACAAUGAUUCAAUUAUGAUACUUUAUAUGUAUGUUAAAGGAAGAUGUGGUGUUGAUGGAUAAAAGAAUGGAAAAAAUAAGAAAAAAGCCCUUUAGAACUCGAGUGUUUGUGAAGCUGUUAUGAAAAUGCUCUCUUCUAUGUUUAUCAUUACCAGAAUGGUGUAAAUGUGAUAUGUUUUUGCUGAUGCAUGUAAAUAUGUAUAUAACUUAUUUAAAAAAGUAAAUGUUAUAAAAGCUG
Molecule: messenger RNA, 1372 nt
Organism: Mercenaria mercenaria
Lineage: Eukaryota; Metazoa; Mollusca; Bivalvia; Venerida; Veneridae
Product: RPA-interacting protein A-like
Exons: 6
Coding region: 1-489 (162 amino acids)
Biological process (GO): protein import into nucleus
Cellular component (GO): nucleus
Source: RefSeq, a predicted model, not a curated record